AUGGACCCUUUCGAAGUCCGUCUGCGAUUUACACAGCAUCUACAACAUCUAAAUGCGUCUGUUACAAGUGCGAAUAAGGCGGCGCAAUAUGCCUUGAAAUAUAGGGAUAUGGAUGAGGAUUUACACAGUUGUAUAUUAGAACAAUUGGAACGGCAAAAUUCUAUGAACAAUCGCGCAAAUAUCAUGUAUUUCAUCGAACACCUCUGCGACAUGGCCGCCCGCGAAAACCACCACGACUACGUCCGAAUGAUGCAGCGAGAUAUCCUGCGAGUCGUAGACGCAGUCGCACCUGAAGACGGAAGUGGUGCUGCGAACGUGAAAGUCGUACGCAAAGUCCUUCAAGGCCUGGAAAAGAAAUCAUUUCUUCUUGCUCAGACGGUCACGGAGAUUGAAGAAUGUCUCAAAGAGAGAGACAGCGCUACGGAAGAUGUGACGAUGUUCGACGCCUCUCCUGUCACUGCCUGGCCAGCUGGCUCUGCGAAAUAUGAGGCGAGUUCUAGGUCAAAUGGCACGCCGCAUUCGAAGGUGGAUCGCAAGCAGAUCGAGCAGCGGAUCGAGGAGGAUCGGGAACGGCAUAAGCGGUUAAGGGAGAAUAUCUGGGCUGUUCCUAAUACGGGGGUAGAAGAUGAAGAGUUUGCGAAGAUGUGGGAGGAGACGAGCGAUGUUGGGGAGGAUGAUUUUAUUUUGUAUGCUGAGGAGGCCGCGGAACGACGAGAGGCGGCUAGGGAAUGGAAGGAGGAGUUUAUGGGGAGGGUUGCGGCUGUGGAAGGUUAG
Messenger RNA from Glarea lozoyensis ATCC 20868, 774 nucleotides. RefSeq lists its product as uncharacterized. The record is from RefSeq and is a predicted model, not a curated record. Gene Ontology annotation, cellular component: CTDK-1 complex. NCBI's taxonomy places the organism in Eukaryota, Fungi, Ascomycota, Leotiomycetes, Helotiales, Helotiaceae. Gene Ontology annotation, biological process: positive regulation of transcription by RNA polymerase I; positive regulation of DNA-templated transcription, elongation. The transcript has 2 exons. The coding region runs from base 1 to 774 and encodes 257 amino acids.